AUGGUGCUGAGGGGCUUUGCCGUGCACAGGGGCCUUCCUGGCCGUGGGACCCGAGGCUGCGCCUGGGAAGGGCCGGGCACCUCCCAGAGACAGCAGAGCGCAGCGCUGACCGCGGGAUGGCGGACCAGCACUUCCAGGCCUGAGAGCGGUUGGACCUUGGAGAGCGAGGCCUUGACGGGGAUGGGCACCCGGCUCCUGGUCUGCGUCUGGGUCGGCUUGGGAGUCUUGGUGUCAGGGGAAGGAGGAGGGCUAGGGGCUGGAACCCUCACCUGCCUCACCAACAACAUUCUCAGGAUCGACUGCCACUGGUCUGCCCCAGAGCUGGGCCAGGGCCCCAGCCCCUGGCUCCUCUUCACCAGGAACAGCGAGCCGGGCAGCAGGCACAGGUGUGUCUUCCGGGCCAGCGUGUGCACCGUGGUGCUGCCGCCCAAGGAGGUCAUCGAGCCUUCCGACAACUUCAGCGUCACUUUGCACCAUUACAUCUCUGGAAAGGAGCAAGUCAGCUUGGUGGAUGCCCAGUACCUGCCCCGGAGACAUGUGAAGCUCGACCCUCCCUCUGACUUGCAGAGCAAUGUCAGCUCUGGCUCCUGCGUCCUGACCUGGGGCAUCAAUCCUGUGCUGGAGCCACUGGCUUCGCUGCUCAGCUAUGAGCUGGCCUUCAAGAAGCAGGAAGAGGCUUGGGAGUGGGCCCAGCACAAGGAUCACAUUAUUGGGGUGACCUGGCUUAUCCUUGAAGCUGUGGAACUGAACCCUGAUUCCACCUAUGAGGCCAGGCUGCGUGUCCAGAUGGCCACCCUGGAGGACGAGAUGGCGGAGGAGGAGCGCUAUGAGGGCCACUGGAGCGAGUGGAGCCAGCCCGUGUGCUUCCCCUCCCCCCGCAGACAAGACCCCCAGAUGUCAACUUUGAGGCAGCCCAACAGCACCCUUGUUGCUGUGUUCAUCUUUCUCCUGCUCACCAGCCUGACCUACCUCCUCUUCAAGCUGUCACCCAGGGUGAAGAGGACCUUUCACCAGCACGUGCCGACGCCGGCGGCCUUCUUCCAGCCGCUCUACAGCGCGCACCGCGGGAACUUCCAGACCUGGACCGGGACCCACAGAGCCGGUGUUCAGCUGAACCAGGACUGUGUUGGUACCGCACAAGCAGCCUCGGAGUCCAGUGUUCGGGACGCCAUUUCGUUGCUUACCUAUGACCUGGUGGCCCCCUGGCCAUUCGUGGGCCUGGAGGACGAGAGUACUGGCACAGGACUUCCAGCGGAUGUGUUGCCAACAGCCCUGGAGUGGGCAGGGCCCCCGCCUGCCUACCUGCCGCAAGAGGAGUGGGUCCCUGCGAGCCCCCGCAGGCCGGCGGCCCCGCAGUCAGAGGGCAGUAGCAGUGACUACUGUGCCCUGAGCUGCUAUGGGGGGUGCGACCCCUCACCUUUCCUGGGAAGCAUACAGAGUUCUGGGCCCAUCCAGGCCUUGGUCUAUGGCAUUUUCUGUGAUCAGCAGAGCCUGGAGGCCAGGCAAGGAGAUAACUAUGUGGGAGCCAGUCACAGUCAGAGGCGAGACCCUGGUGAACAGGCUGCAUGAGGACCUUGGGCGUUUUCUGCCCUCCUAUCCUCAGCGGACAGUGGGCUCAGUCCUGAAAGUUCCAGAACCUUGACUUGGCCAGCUGCAUCAUGUCCACUCUGGGGAAAAUGGACUAAAGUCUCUGGAGCUGACCCUUGACUGGUACUGGACCUCGGGCAGCAGGCCACUUGUGCAGGAGUCAGACACCCUGUCUGGAUGGAGGCCUCUCCUCCUUCCUCUCUCCACAGCACCCGUGGGAA
Molecule: messenger RNA, 1808 nt
Organism: Molossus molossus (Pallas's mastiff bat)
Lineage: Eukaryota; Metazoa; Chordata; Mammalia; Chiroptera; Molossidae
Product: interleukin-9 receptor-like
Biological process (GO): cytokine-mediated signaling pathway; immunoglobulin mediated immune response
Cellular component (GO): external side of plasma membrane; membrane
Molecular function (GO): interleukin-9 binding; interleukin-9 receptor activity
Source: RefSeq, a predicted model, not a curated record